AUGGCAACUAGUAAUUCCCCCUUCCUCUCCCUCAUCAUCUUCCUCUCCAUCCCUCUCCUCUCCCAUUCCGAGCCACAACUCUCCCUCGACUACUACAAAGCCACGUGCCCCGAUUUCGCCAAUAUCGUGACCGAGACGGUCACCACGAAACAGAUCGCCACCCCAACGACGGCAGCGGCCACCCUCCGCAUCUUCUUCCACGACUGCAUGGUCGAUGGAUGCGACGCCUCGGUGCUCAUCGCCCCCAACAAGUUCAACAAGGUGGAGCGAGACAAUGAGCUCGACCAUACCCUGCCGGGUGACGGAUUCGACGUCGUCACCCGGACCAAGACGGCCCUGGAGCUGGCAUGCCCCAUGACCGUCUCGUGCGCCGACAUCCUGGCCCAGGUCGCGCGCGACCUGGUCGUGAUGGUUGGAGGGCCCAACUACCCUGUUUUGUUGGGUCGUAAGGACAGUCUGGCCUCGCAGCUCAACGACGUGGAGCCCAACAUCCCCCAGCCCAACAUGACUAUGGACCACAUCAUCAACCUCUUCGAGUCCAAGGGGUUCACGGUUCACGAGAUGGUGGCGGUGGUUGGGGCCCACACCCUCGGGUUCGCCCAUUGCUCAGAGUUUGCCGACCGGCUCUACCACUACGACAAGAGCACCCCCACGGACCCGGACAUGAACCCGAAAUACGCGGAGGCGCUCAAGAAGUUCUGCUCCAACUACACCAAGGACCCAACCAUGUCGGCGUUCUUGGAUUUGUACACUCCGGGGAAGUUCGACAACAUGUAUUACCAGAACUUGCUCAAGGGGUUGGGACUCCUGUCCACGGAUCAAAUGAUGGCCGAGGAUCCCAGGACGAGGCCGUUUGUGGAGCGCUACGCCGCGAACCAGACCGCCUUCUUCGUGGAUUUCGCCGAGGGCAUGCAGAAAAUGGGGACGAUCGAUGUCAAGACUGGGGAUGAGGGAAACAUCAGGAGGAGGUGUGACGUGUUUAACACGGUCAGGACUUAA
Messenger RNA from Linum tenue, 999 nucleotides. The record is from the annotation of a GenBank genome assembly. Lineage: Eukaryota; Viridiplantae; Streptophyta; Magnoliopsida; Malpighiales; Linaceae.